UGAAGUUAUACUUAAUGCGAAAUUGUUCCUGUAAAGUAGUGCAGAGUCAAAUCAUGCAAUUCUCACAGAAUCAAGACGCAUCAGAAUUUGAAGUAGAUGUAGAAUUUCAGAAUGAAAAUGAAAACCAAACUUAUCGCAAUUUUUUACACUCGAAAUUCACGCAAAUCAAAAUGUUGUACAAGACAAACAGGAAAUAUUUCUUCAUUGGUUUUAUAAUUGUGAUGUUAGUGAUUAUGGAUAUUAUCAACGUAUCCUUGAAAAUAAAUCCUACAAAAUCAAAUUCUUUGGAUGCUACAAAUCAAGUCGACUUGAUAAAUAAAGAUUGUAGAAACAAGACAGAAUGUGAAACAGCACCUGACAAAAAGGAAUUGAAGUUUGAAUUUUUUACUACCGAAACGAGUACGAUUACAACGCAUCAAAGUACAUCGACUGAAUUUGAUAGAUAUCCCCAAAAAACUGACUUUUAUAAUUUACUCUUAUUUCUGGAAGGAAAGUCGAUAUGGUUGCUGGACUUAGAAACCGAAUAUCAUCAUAAUUUGCACGAAGUAAGUAAUUAUAUUAGUGCGUUUUACUUUAACUUCAAAGGUGAACUAAUAUGGUUUGAAGACCAAUCGAAAACGACUCAUUCAUUGGCAGAUGAGUAUAACGGAUUAUCCCUUCCACCAAACUUAAAAAUUAAGGCAAUUGCUGAUGAUUUUUCCACGGGAGACUCGUAUGCUUUAGAUGAAGAAGGAGAACAUUUACUUAUUUUCGACCAAAAUUAUCAUUAUUCAUCAGUUAUAGUUUCAGAUCUCAAGAACGCAACCGAUCUAAAAAUUGAUCCUUUUGCUAGGUUAGUUUUUAUAUUAGCUAAUGGUGAAAUCUUACGAUGUAACAUGGAUGGUAAAUCAUUGAAAACGUUAUCCUUAAGAAAUGAUAUCAAUUCUUUUGCACUCGAUUACAAGUCAAAAAAGAUAUACGUGCUUGGUAAAACCAUUAUCGAAUAUUCCAAUUACGAGGGAAAAGCUCGACAUUUUUUUUACAAAUUAGAAACAUUCAAUCACGUAACGAGUUUGACAUAUCAAAAUGAUAAAUUAUUUUGGAUGCAACAAGAUGAGCAAUCAUUACAACAUAUCAUGUAUUGCGAAGUCAAUAAACUAUGUCAAACGCCUUCUAAGAUCACUCUAGUUUUUGAAAAACUCGUAAGUAAAGUUAUAGCUUUUCCAAAUAAAUCAGAACUUACUACAGUUGCUAAUCCUUGCCAACAAGUACCAAGUGUUUGCGAUCACAUCUGUAUUUUGGGUGCUAAUAAUACGUAUACUUGCGCCUGUGAUCAAUUCCACCACCUCGAGGACGAUAGGAAAACUUGUAAGCUAACAGUGCACUAUCUUAUUUAUUUUUACAAAAACUCCUUUCGAGGCAAGUUCAUCGAUAAUUUUUCCUCCUCUUCCAAUGAUUUAAUUCCUUUUUUACCAGUGUAUUUUAAUUAUGAAGUUAAACAAUACCAUGACAAAAUAGUGUUUGGCAAAGGAUCAAAAGAUUUUGAAAUUUUCUUUUCUGAUUCUAAAAAUUUUUACAUCUUAAAUUUAAGAACUACUGAACAAGAAUCAAUUUUCCGAAUGAAUCCGAAUUGGGAACUGACAACACUUGAAGUUUACUUCUAA
Molecule: messenger RNA, 1643 nt
Organism: Trichogramma pretiosum
Lineage: Eukaryota; Metazoa; Arthropoda; Insecta; Hymenoptera; Trichogrammatidae
Product: low-density lipoprotein receptor-related protein 1B-like
Exons: 4
Coding region: 15-1643 (542 amino acids)
Source: RefSeq, a predicted model, not a curated record